CUCUUUUCCGUAACCAAUGAAGCGAGAGUUACAGGAGAAGAUGAUCGUUCUCGUUUUACUAGCACGUCUUUAAGAUUUCGCAGGUGUGGUGUAUUCCAGUGUAUUUCAAGUGUACUCGACGUGGUCAUGUUCGAUCGAAUAUGACUCGUCAGUGCUAUAAACAAACGGUCGACUGUUAUCGGGAUGUUCACUAAUUCGAUCAUCCAUCCGGAUGACGAAUCAAUAUAGAUUUCUAAUCGUAAAAAGAUAUUACUAUAUUUAAAUUGUUCCGUACUGGAAAAUUUUGGAAUGUUGUGGGUUCCGUUUGUUCAUAGUGAGUCAAAAACAGACACAAAGUGCGGUACUUUCAAAGACCAUCCUACAAUAAGAGGAUUAUCCUUCUGUUAAUUUUAGGGGCACAGAAUAUUUUUGUAAAAAUUGAACAAGGAUGCCUGCGCCGCCUCCUCCUCCGCCUCCUGUUUUCAACGCAUCCAGUUCGGGUGCAGGAGAACAAGACAGGAGUUUACUUCUUCAAUCGAUUAGAGCUGGGAAGGCUUUAAAGAAAACUGUAACUGUAGAUAAGAGCGCGCCUGUAGUUAGUGGUAGAGUAAAAGGUGAACCAGGAAAUUCUUCCUCGAAUAACAGGGAAAAUAACAAUUCUAGUGCAAUAGCUGGUGGUAUUAAUACAAGUAAUGGAGGACCCAUAGGACUAGGCGGUUUAUUUUCUAGUGGCAUGCCUAAAUUAAAGCCCACAGGGCUCAGGGCAUCCUCGGGUGAGAAGGACACUAGUAAUGUAAAUAAUACAAAUUUCGGUCAAACGACCACUUCCAGUGUAAAACGAGGUCCUCCUCCGGUUCCACCUCCUGCCACACAAAAGCCACAAAUGUUUGCUCAGAAAACCAGCUCGUUGCCAGGACAGAGUACCACAGAUUCUGGCAGCUCCAAUUCAGAAGCACCUAAAGGAUUUGGGAAACCAACUGUUGCGCCCAAACCACCUCCAACUUCAUCGGCUACAUUGCACAAACCAUCUCCACCUCCCAAAAAGUUGAAUUUAACCAGCGGAGGAAGCGUAUCAAGAGCACAAAGUAUGCGACUACCCAGAUCACCUCCUGUGCUUGCUCCAACUCCGCCAUCCCUCCACCAGUCCCAGGAUUACUUGAACGAGAGCCAACCAAGGCCGACGAAUCGAAUUCUUAGACCUCCGGUUGCCAAACCACCCUCCCCACCUACUUCUAGAGCGAAUAAUUCAACCACCACAGCAACCAGGGUUGCGCCUCCGCCACCUUCUAGGGUGACGGUCAGCGCGCCCUGUAUACCGCCUCCACCCCCUCCGCUUCCCCAUCGUCCUGCUCCUACCCAUCAGAGACUGGCCCCGCCACCUCCACCCCCGCCAACACCCCCUACGAGAAGUUCUUCCAUGCGCAACGGGCAAAGCAUGAGUACUCUGGACAUAGAGGUACGAUUUGCGGACAUGUUUCAUUCUAUUGCGAGUUUUCCACCGCCAGAGGCGUUUAAAGGAUUCACAAAAGUCUACAGCAGCAGAAACGCGGCCAAACAGCAAGCUCCUGCGCCACCUAUGCAAAUGUCUUCUUUAUCCAAUACAAUGGUACCAUUAAACACAUCGUCAGGGGGUUAAUUGUGGCAGCACAACUUCUUUGGCACAUUAAACGUUUCAAGUAAUUUGUUUUAUUUAUAUAUGUUAGUUUUAAUGAUUUUUCAAAACAUUAUUACAACGAAAGGAUUAGACGAAUGAAAGAUGCAUAUAUAAAACCAGACGAAAGUAAAACUAUUACUAUAUGACUAUUAUAAAGCGUUGAUCUUAAUUUCAUAAUUUAUUAACUCUACGUUUCAUGUGAAUAUAAAAACACUGUUAAUUGUUAUGGCAUAAAGACUGUGUUAAAUUAGAACACGUUGGUUUAUAAAACCAUGAGUGUUUAAAUUAAAUAAUCAUACGAUCAGACUAGAGUGGUAUAAUUUUUCAACGACAACAGAGAGGUACAGUUUUAAAAAUAUCUAAACGGUUGAUCGUGUAGAUAUUUAUCAGUGUAAUCUAUUCUAAAGGUUUUAUAAAUGAAAACAAACUGUUACAUAAUUUUAUUUAUAA
Molecule: messenger RNA, 2083 nt
Organism: Osmia lignaria (orchard mason bee)
Lineage: Eukaryota; Metazoa; Arthropoda; Insecta; Hymenoptera; Megachilidae
Biological process (GO): actin filament polymerization
Cellular component (GO): actin filament
Molecular function (GO): actin binding
Source: RefSeq, a predicted model, not a curated record